Drosophila busckii is the source of this 1691-nucleotide messenger RNA. RefSeq lists its product as uncharacterized. The record is from RefSeq and is a predicted model, not a curated record. Gene Ontology annotation, cellular component: extracellular region. Lineage: Eukaryota; Metazoa; Arthropoda; Insecta; Diptera; Drosophilidae. Gene Ontology annotation, molecular function: protein binding; chitin binding. Gene Ontology annotation, biological process: carbohydrate metabolic process.
CAUAAAUGGGCACUAUGUCUAAUUGUUGUGAUUUUUGCCAGCAAUUUGAUUAUGUCGUCAGAUGCUAACAGCAUUGACAAUGCUUCAAACAAUGUGAAUACCACACAUAGUCGUCAGCGUCGUUCGAGCGCCACCACCACGACCAAUUGUAUGCCGGAUGCACGCUUCUAUCGAAAUCCGAAGCGAGCAGUGCAUAAGAUAUGGACAAACAGCGAAUGUGCCAAGUAUUUCCUAUGCCUGGACAAUGAAGUGUUUGAGUUCAAGUGCUCGGAGGGACUGCUCUUCGAUGUGGUGCGUCAAAUCUGCGACUUCAAGGCAAAUGUGGACAACUGUGACAUCACGGCUGAAACGCCGGCACCCAAGCCGCUACUAGAAAUGGCCGACUGUGCGGACGAUUCACAGCUAGGCUGUGCCGAUGGUACCUGCCUGCCGCAGGAGUAUUUCUGCGAUGGCUCCGUGGACUGCCCCGAUGGCUCCGAUGAGGGCUGGUGCGAUGUGGAGCAUGAUCCAAAUGCAGCAGGCGCCUGUGAUCCACGCAAGUGUCAAUUGCCGCAUUGUUUUUGCUCUAAGGAUGGCACCCAGAUUCCUGGUAAUCUGCAAGCGCAGACUGUGCCGCAGAUGAUACUGUUGACUUUUGAUGAUGCAAUCAACCAGGACAAUUGGGAGCUGUUCUCCAAGGUGCUGCUCACCCCAAAUAGACGCAAUCCCAAUGGUUGUCCCAUUCGAAGCAGCUUCUAUGUAUCGCAUCCAUUUACCAACUAUCAGCACGUGCAGAAGCUCUGGAACGAUGGCCACGAGAUUGCCGUACACUCCGUUACCCAUCGCGGUCCCGAGCUUUGGUGGUCAAGAAAUGCCACCAUAGAAGAUUGGUUUGAUGAGAUGGUAGGUCAGGCGAACAUAAUCAACAAGUUUGCCGGCGUGCGCAUGGAGGAGAUACGCGGCAUGCGCGUGCCCUUUCUACGUGUGGGCUGGAAUCGUCAGUUUCUCAUGAUGAAGGAGUUUGGGUUUGUGUAUGAUGCCAGCAUGGUAGCUCCGCACUCGAAUCCACCACUCUGGCCAUAUACGCUAGACUUUAAAAUGCCACACAGCUGCUUGGGUGCCAAUCAGCAUUGUCCGACGCGUAGUUAUCCUGGUAUCUGGGAACUGGUCAUGAAUCAGCUGGAGGCGGGUGAGGGCGAGUAUACAUGCAAUAUGGUUGAUAGCUGUCCACCGCAUCUAAGUGGCGAGGACGUCUAUCGCAUGCUUACUUAUAACUUCAAGCGGCAUUAUCUAAGCAAUCGUGCUCCUUAUGGACUCUACUUUCAUUCCACCUGGUUCAAGAAAAUAGACUAUUUGAAUGCCUUCCUGAAAUUUAUGGAUGAUCUGCAGAAACUGCCGGACGUGUACUUUGUAACUAAUCAGCAAGCCAUACAGUGGAUGCGCCAGCCGACGCCCAGCAACCGUCUGCAUAAGUUCGAGCCGUGGCAGUGUCAGCCGAAGCAGCUGGAACCGCAUGAGCAGGUGUGCCAGCUUCCCAAUGUCUGUAAGCUGCGUAGUCGUGUGCUGCAAGAGGAUCGUUACUUCUACACGUGCAUGGAGUGCCCGGCUCAGUACCCCUGGAUACGCAACGAAUUUGGCCUAGAAUAGCCUCAUGUUUAGUUUAAGAUUUUAUAUUUAUAUGAAACAUAUUUUGCAUUAAUUUUAGUUCGUAA